CCGGCGGACGAGGCGCCGGAGUGGGACCCCGGGCCCCGGGAGGACGACGACGUCGACGAUGACUACGAGGACGGCGAACUCGUCGGGCCGCUCGAUGAGCCCGCCGUCGCCGCGGACAGGCGGCAAGGGGACGCCGCCGACAAGGUGGAGUCACUUUCGGGGCCAGCCGUCGGGCAGCCCACUGUAGGGCAGCCCACUGUAGGACCCACGGAGGCCGGUACGGACGCGGUGUCCGAGCAGCCCGACGAGGCUCAGGGCAGGACUGCCGACGACGACCGACUGGAGGACUCCGUCCCCGAGGAGGUGCAGCACAGGUCCUCGUUCGCAGUGCACCAGGACUCGCUGGCGGCCGAGUCCGAGGCGCUGCCCAUGGCGGCGCCGCUGUCCAUGGGGGGCCGCGGGCCGCCCAUGACGCUCAGCCUGGAGGACAUGGACUACCUCACCAUCCUGAGGCCGCCGGCCCAGACGGGGAAGGGCAAAGUGGUCGCCGCCAGCACCAUCAACAAGACCAGGCAGAGGCCGCCCCAGACGCCGCCCCAGACGCCGGGCGGGCCGCCCAUGGGGCCCAUGCCGCAGGCGCCGUCCUCGUACGACCCCUACAACAGCUACAGCUCGCCCUACGACCCGCCGCACCCCUACGGCUACGGCUACGGGUACAACGGGUACGACUACCCGCACUACCCUGACCCUGUCAUGAGCCACGAGUACCAGCAGGCAACCUCGUACCCAGAAGAGGAGCGCUUCCGACCCAUGGGAUCGGGCAUACGCCACCCCGGCCCCGCCAUGUUGCCCUCCUUGGCGUCCCCCAUGACGUCCCCGAUGACGUCCCCCAUGGCCUCGCAGCCGGCCUCGCAGCCGGCCUCGCCCCUGUCGCCGCUCACGUCCCCGAUGGCGGCCUCCACGGCCUCCACAGCGUCAGCCGGCUACGACAGCUACUCGCCGGGCUACCACAACCACCGCGACUACCCGCUGCCCCUUCUAGGCCUUCAUCGGGGAGCGCGUCACGCAGGCCACCGCUGCAACACUGUGGUGCUGCUGCAGGUGUCGCAGAGCGUGUCGCUGGGCGAGCACGACCCGUCCAACUGGAUCAGCACCGCGGUGCCCUCCGCCGCCAACGCCGAGGCCACCAAGAAGGCCACCCUCAAGGACAUCCUGGCGCAGGACUGCCCCGGCGCCGAGGAGCUGGGCUACUGCGACUCGCCGCCGCGCUACCCCAUGCAGCAGGUCGCCGAGGCCAUCCAGAGGUGCUCGCAGCUGCUGGAGCACAUGUUCGCGCCGCCGCCGGAGGAGCGGGACGCUGACACCAAAGAGGCCGAGGGCGAGGGCGCGUGCCAGUCCGUGCGGCGCACGCUGCGGCCGGGCUACGUGCGCGACGCGUCGUCGGGGCGCUGGCUGGUGUCACUGCAGUCGCGCGGCCGCGUCGUGCAGAAGGUGGCCGUGGAGCGGUGCAGCGCGCCGGGCCGGCCGUGCGCGCGCCUCUCCGACUCCAAGUGCGCCAGGAACCUGGGCUUCCGGAACGGCGCGCGCCCCACCAGCUGCGACCAGCGGCACACCCUGAUGCCGGUGCUCACCUGGGACCCCGAGACGCCCGCCACCUGCCCCAGGGUGCGCCUGGCGCGCUUCCCCACCGCCUGCGUCUGCAGGGUCGGCUCGUGACUACGUGCCCUACAGUGUGGGGCCUUCGUGGCCUCAACGCCAAAAGUGACUUCCUCUCGGUGAAAGUGAUUCGAGACGCGUGGCGGGAAUAAUUUAAUUGCAAGUGGCUCGUCGGGCUCUGCGUACGGCGGUGUUGGUGAAGUAAGUGGGCGUGAAAGAAAGCGGCGAUGUAAAUAAAAAAUUUAAUCUAAGUACUUCAUUUUAAAAAUUCAUUCACGCAAUCG
This is a messenger RNA of Thrips palmi, 1880 nucleotides long. RefSeq lists its product as uncharacterized. Gene Ontology annotation, cellular component: extracellular region. The transcript is spliced from 7 exons. The annotation marks the transcript as partial. Gene Ontology annotation, molecular function: Toll binding; growth factor activity. Lineage: Eukaryota; Metazoa; Arthropoda; Insecta; Thysanoptera; Thripidae. The record is from RefSeq and is a predicted model, not a curated record. Gene Ontology annotation, biological process: central nervous system formation; innate immune response; regulation of Toll signaling pathway.